GCCAUCUUUUGCACAGUAGUAGUCUUAAGUUGAGUAAUUCAUAUUUUUAUAUCUCAAAAACAUGGCAUAUUCCGUCUUGGAACAGCUAAAAGAAGACGCAUUGAAGUGUGAACUUUGUUUCGAAGUUCCCGGAGACGACGACACCAAAAAUGUGUUCAAACAGCUACGAUGCAAUCACACAUUCUGUAAAAAUUGUCUUGUGAAAUUGGUGAAACCAGAAGGCCGAAUCACUUGCCCGAAUUGCCGCGAUGAAACGGUCCUGGACAACGCUGUGUCUGUAGAUAGCCUUCCGUUAGCUUUUCAGGUGACAAAUGUAAUUGAUUGGAUAAAUAAAAAACAGGUAAAGGAGCUAAAAUGCCAGACAUCAGAUCGACAAUGUCCAGAGCAUAAAGUGCAAACAAAUUUCUUUUGCAUUGAUUGCAAUGAGUACGUAUGUGGAGAUUGCUUGGCUCUGACGCAUGAUAAGAAACAUACAUCGCUGUAUAUUAAAACUGAGGCAGAAUCAAUGCGCAAAGGAAUACAGAAGAUGAUAAAAGAAAUUGACUUUCAUUUGGUACAUUGGAAAAAAGCAGAAAACCAAAAAAACCAAAUUGCUGUACGUAUCAAUGCAGAUGCAGCUAAUGCAAAGGCAUCAUUACAAAAAUGUACAGGCCAAGUCAUUAAGACUCUGGAGGAAAAGAAAAAAUGGUUAAUGAAUUCAAUAAUAAAUGAACAUACAGCAAAACUCAACACUGUGAGAACAGAAAAUGUAGCAAUAACUCAUCAAAUGAAAGAAUAUGAAACUAAGGUGGAAACAGUAAGGAGGUCCUUGGAACACUCAGACGAUCAUGAGGUUUUCAAAGCACGUGUUGCUAUUGGAAAGAUCCAUAAAGAAGUUCUUGACAAACUGCCUCCGAUCCUGCCUGAUCAAUCGCAGGCAUGUUCGUUGAGAUUUACACCUAAUUUACUAGCUGUCAAACGCUUGCAAACUGAUAUUAAGCGGAUUGGAAAAGUUCACACAAUGAAUACUAGUAUUGUUCCAGAAUCAUUGAUUCAUGUACGCAAUAUGACUCGUAAAGAUAUUUCGCCAGCUGUCUUGAAACACAUGGAAAGUGCAGUGAAAGAAGCGUUCGAAUUAGAAGUUCAGAAACUGCCAUUAAGCGAAGACAGAAUGGCAAAAUGUAAAUUUAUUGUGAAUCGAUUACAAAGUUUAUUUGGUGAAAAAUGGAGCUGCAUGAUAGGAGAUUUUGGGGCCAAAUUAAAUACUGUGCAUUACGCCGUUUUUAUCGUAAAUGAAGCUGAUUUAGUUUUUGUUUUCAAAAACAAGCUAAAUACUACAGAUGAAGAAAAUAGAAAUACUGUACAGGAAGAUAAGCCUAAGUUGAAACAUCAGACAGCAAGCAGCAGUUACAAUAAAGAAACGGACAACAUGACCAAAAUAAAAACACCCUCUCGGUCACUCGCUUGCACCUCUGUGCUCUCCUGCGGCAGUCCACUGGGCCCCCGAUCCACUGGGGUCCCAAAGCUUGUCAUCAAGCGGACCCAUAGGGAUAUGAUGUCGGAGCAAUAUCCACGCAGGCUAUCCAUAAAGGAGUCCCAAAUACCGGUCACCAAAAAACGAGCAUACUAAUUUGCAUCAACAAGAGCCAACAAGCACCAAUGAGUAUGCAAUAAACAAUUAUUGAUGUAGCAAGUAGUCUCUAGUACAGAAAUUUGCUGAUUUAUUAGCCUUAGUCAUGUACUUUGAUGUGUGGUGUUUGCUGUAUAAUGCUACUAAAGUGUGUUUAACCAACAAUAUAGCGUUGAUGGUUAUUUAGAAACAUAAUUAGUCCGAAACAGAGAGAAAUAGCUGUGUUUCAUUCACUAUAUUAUUUUGUAACUAUGGUAGACUGUAUUACAUGCCACACCAUUAAAACUACACAAGAAGCUCUGUUGUAAUUGUACAGUAUCAUCAGCAUUGUUUGUAAUGGUCCUAAAGAACACAAAUGCUAAGAUCUUAGUUAAAAAAUAAAACAAAAACAACAAGCAUUGGAAACUGAAUAUCAUAUGCAUGUACUUUAAUAUUUAAAAAAAAAUGGUUGUAACACUUUAUAAAAGAACAGGUUAUGUAGCCUAGGGUACUGAUAGAAUUAAAGUCAUACAGGCAAUUACCUGGGGGUGGGGGUUCUAUAGUUAGACUGAACCCCUUUUUUUUAACAUGGUCUACUUGGCCCUAAUAUCUGGCUUUUAUAGUUACAGGCUGUCGUACAUUAAAAUUUUAUUUAUGAAAAUAAAACAGUGUCAAGCAACCGAUUUAGUUUCAAUGUGGUCUUAUUGAAAAUAAACAUCUAAAAACAUAAGCUAUACAAAUAUGUACAACAAUACAUGCUUACAGCUUGUUUUAAUGCUUGGUGUUGAUUUUCAGCCAAAAUUAAAUUCUAUUAACGCAAGGCAAAAGUGGUCAAUGGAUCUAAAAUCAUGGUUGCAUUUCAUAAAAUAAUCACUAUAAUUUUAUCAAAUAACUUAAAAACUAAUAAUAAUCUAUGGAAUAAUUUAAUUAAUUGACUAAGUAUUCAGCUCUGAACACCCAUGAUGGGUAAGGAGGAACCCAGCAGCUAAUCAUUAUCACUUAAUUUCAAUACUCAUAAUUCUGAUACAUGAACAGCUUGAAAUAAUAACUAUAGUUUACUAUAUUUAGAGUUGCAUUGUAUAAUGGCACAUGGAUGCACAGGACAAUAUCAAUAAACAUGAUUAUGCAAAUGAUAUGUGACAUGACAAUUAUGAGGUCAACUGAUUUUACAUACAUAACACAUAAAUUACUAGAUUAUUUUUUACCUGCGAUUGACUAUUGUUUUUUAUAAAUAAACAAUUACCCACUUACAAAACAAAAACAUUCAAUAAUAUAGUAAAUAAACUGGUACAGAUCUAAGACUUCAAAUCUAAGAAAAAAUGAUUUUAAAUUUCAUUUUAGAAGUCAAUCUCUUUAAUUUCUUUUUCAAUAUGAAUUAUUAUUUAAACAAAAAUACAAAUAAUGGUCUUUGGCUACUUAAUAUACAAUCAAUAAUUUCUUUUUAAAAAUUUGUUCGUUUGAGUAAAACUAAAAAAAUUAUUGUUUGCUAAGCUAUAUAAAUAAAUCAUUGGUUUGCUUAAACCUUUCGCAACUGUACACACAUUGUGACGGCACAUUAAAAUAUAUAUAAAUUUAUGAUCAUAAUAUUUUAUUUAAUUUUUCACUAUUAAACUUUAAUAGUGUUAACAGAUGGGAUGUACGUAUUAUUAAAAAAAAAAA
Anneissia japonica is the source of this 3247-nucleotide messenger RNA. Its product is annotated as tripartite motif-containing protein 59-like. The coding region runs from base 62 to 1609 and encodes 515 amino acids. The record is from RefSeq and is a predicted model, not a curated record. The transcript is spliced from 2 exons. Gene Ontology annotation, molecular function: zinc ion binding. Lineage: Eukaryota; Metazoa; Echinodermata; Crinoidea; Comatulida; Comatulidae.